CUUGAAAGCAAACCACGGGAAGCGGGAACUCGCUUAGCGAGCCACAGCGCUCCAAGCCGCUCGUUUGCUAUGCUGAGCGGAGAGGAGGAGGUUGAGCAGAAGUUCCUUUGCACCGAGGCGGUGCGCGAGCGGAUCUUGGCAUUCGAUGCCCCGCCCCACCGGACUACCAUGACAGACGUGUACUACGACACCGCCAGCUUCAGCCUCACCAAGAAGGACCUCUGGCUCCGGCGGCGGAACGGGUCCUGGGAACUCAAGUGGCCAUCGCAGGGCCACAACCGCGCCGGCCAGGCCAGCUUCUACAUGGAGACCACCGAUGGUCCUGGCAUCGACUCGCUGCUGAAGCGGCUCGCGGGCCUGGACGUUUGCGUGGCCAAUGCGGCGGCCUUGAGAUCCGCCGGCCUGAAGCCCUUCGCGGACAUCGACACCCAAAGAACCAGGUAUGAGCUGGAGGUGCCUUUGCCGGAGAGCUUCGGGCUGCCCAUGAGCAGCCAGAAAGUCUUCGUGGACCUGGACUUGGUCACGUUCCUGGAGUUCAAGGACGCGCCUUACGAGCUCGGGGAGGUGGAGCUCUGCCGCUGCGACCACCUCAGCUCCGCGCAGAAGGUCCAGGCCUUGCAAGCGGCCAUGGCAGCGCUGGGCAUCGCGGGGUCCACGCCGGUGCACAGCAAGGUGGUGGAAUUCCUCCGGCGCCAUUCGCCGGAGCACCACCGCGCCCUUGCGGAUGCUGGCGUGGUGGAUGUGAGUGAGACACAUGAGAAGUUUUGUGACCUCACUCGCCCAUAAUGACUCA
This is a messenger RNA of Effrenium voratum, 793 nucleotides long. The record is from the annotation of a GenBank genome assembly. NCBI's taxonomy places the organism in Eukaryota, Dinophyceae, Suessiales, Symbiodiniaceae.